ACACCAGAAAUGGACGAAAAGUGUCGAUUAUGUUUGAUUCAACUAGCAGACCAGAAAACCAAAGCCUCCAUCGCAGAGGAACAAUUUAGUGUUAAGCUAAAAACACUCUUCACCUUCCCGAUCACAUCCAUUGAAUCAUUCCCUUCCUCGGUGUGUGUACAGUGUGAAGAAAAGGUGAUUGAAUUCCACACCUACCACGAGCAGGUGAAAAACAACCAGGAUCAGCUUUGGGCCGUACGGCAUCAAAAGUAUUUCGAGGAGGUAAAGGUAGAACCUGCGCCGGAAGUGGAAUACGAUAUACUAGAACUGCGCUACGAAGAGGCGGAACCUGUUAAAGAACCGGCCAGCAUAGACGAUAACUGUAAGCAAGAGAAGAAUGAUACGAAAUGCCACGAAGAACAAACUCUCGAUAGCGACGAGCCCGACGACGAACGGGAGUUUGCCCUCGAGGAUUACAUUCCUCCAAGCAGUCCGAGCAUCAAUUCGGACGACAGUGAAUAUGAAGAGCACAAACGCACGGACAGAAAGAUGGCCACACGGUUGGGUCAAAAGCGCAGAGGUCGACCGCGCAAGAGUGACUCGCUACAAAGAACCGCCAGCCAGAAGAAAAUCUCCAGCACGAAAAGGCAGCAACCGACAGAUGAAACCAACAAACGCUUGCAGGAAUUUUACGACAUGAAAUGUGAGCUGUGCGAGGAAAAGCUGGAAUCUUUUACAGCGCUGAAAAAUCACUACUACAAACAGCACCAGGUACAGGGUUACAUCAAGUGCUGCGGUCGAACGUUUAAUAGCCGCUACCGAUUGCUGGAACAUCUGUCCUACCACGUCGGUGCCAGUAUGGUGCGGUGCGAAAUUUGCAACAAAAGCUUCAGCAGCCGUAGCUAUCUGCUGGUGCACAAGAGCCGAAAGCACGGCCAGGCGGAAGACCGACCGUACAAAUGCACCCAGUGCCAUCAAUCUUACGCAAUGGAAUGCCAUCUGAAGGCGCACAUUGUGUCCCACGUGCGUGUGAAAUGUACCAUCUGUGGCAAGGAGCUUGCCAGCUCGCUUUCACUCCGGACGCACAUGAUUAACAUGCAUGGCAAUCGGGAAAAUCACAUAUGCGAUAGCUGCGGUCGUGAGUUCCGUAGCCGGCAAGCUUUCGAGCGGCAUGUUAAGCUGCACCUCGGGCUGGAAGUGACAGAGCAAGUGCAGUGUGACGAGUGUCUCAAAUGGCUGAACAGCAAGCGUGCGCUCAAGAUGCACGUUAAGUUGGUACACACGGAAGCUGGUCAAACGUUCCAGUGCGACAUCUGCACACAACAGUGUCCCAAUAGUCGGGCGUUGACAAAUCACAAGCAGCGUGUGCACGUGGAAGAGCGUUUCAAGUGUGAGGAAUGUGGCAAACUGUUCAAACGGCAACUUUAUCUGAAGGAGCACGUGGCCGCACUGCACACACGGAAGCCAUUGUACUCUUGCGAAGUGUGUGGUGCUACGUUCAAUUCGAAUGCGAACAAAUAUUCACAUCGCAAGAACAAGCAUCCGGUCGAAUGGGAGGCACGCCGGAAGCAACAGUUACAGCAGCAACAGGAGCAACAGCAACCAAGGCAGGAAGAUCACGAACAGAAGGUCAAUGCGCAAUAUUAA
Messenger RNA from Anopheles maculipalpis, 1626 nucleotides. RefSeq names its product transcription factor grauzone-like. The transcript has 2 exons. Gene Ontology annotation, cellular component: nucleus. NCBI's taxonomy places the organism in Eukaryota, Metazoa, Arthropoda, Insecta, Diptera, Culicidae. The record is from RefSeq and is a predicted model, not a curated record. The coding region runs from base 10 to 1626 and encodes 538 amino acids. Gene Ontology annotation, molecular function: DNA-binding transcription factor activity; zinc ion binding.